ACUACAUCUCCCGGCAUGCCUUGCGCGCCGCCCACGGCGCCGCACCGGAGCGCCGGCGGCCGCCAUCUUGAUCCGCCGGCUCCAGCGGCUGGGGGGAGGGGGGGUAAGGUGCGGGCGGCGCCGCGCGGCGCGGGCAGCGGGGGGACCAUGCUGACCUCUCUGGCGCUCCGCCCGCAGCCGCAGGGGCUGGCGCGGCUCCUCCGGGCGCGGCCGUGGCUGUCACCGUCACGGGCGGCCUAUGCCGCGGCGGCGGCGGCGGUGGCUGCGGCCGAGGGGACCAGGCCGCGGCUGCUCCAGGCUUUGGCCGCCAGGGGGCGCCGCGAGCUCGCGCGGCCGCCGGGGCAGAGGCUGCAAUGGCGGGUCGCGGCCUGCAGGGGGCCGGAGGGGGCAGCGGGGCGGCGACCCCCGGCAGCGGGGCCCGGCCCGGGGGGCUGCCCCGGAGCCAGCGCGCCCGGCCCGGCGGGGCCCCCCGCAGCACAGCGCCCUGCCCCGGGCCCGGCCCCCCUGCGGCUCCCCCGGCCGCCCUCCCCCGGCCCGGCCAACCCCAGCCGCUCCGUGCCGGUGCCGCCGCCCAACCUCGUGCCGCCAUCCCUCGGGGAGCCGACGCCGCGUCCCGGGGAUGCGGAGCAGGGCUGCUGCAUCGCGGGAGACCCCGGCGGGCGUCAGAGCGGAGCCGGGAGCUGCCCCCCGGCAGCGGGGCUGCCCGCCCUCAUCGCCGCGCUGGCCUACUGCUACCUGCGGGACCGCCUGUCCAAGGAGGAUGCUCUGCUGGAAGCUGCAAGGAUCAACGACGUUUUGGAAGUCAACAGGUUGCUGCAGGAAGGCGCGGAUGUGAACGCGAGGCACAGGCUGGGCUGGACGGCUCUCAUGGUGGCAGCCAUCAGCAGGAACUCCAGCGUGGUGAAGGCCCUGCUCGGAGCUAAUGCAGAUCCAAACCUUGGCGAUGAUUUCAGCAGCGUGUAUGAGAUUGCCAAAGAAAAGGGCCUCCACUCCUUGGAAGUCCUUGUCACCCGGGAGGACGACUUCAGCAACCGUCUGAACAUCCGAGCCAACUUCAAGGGCUGCACAGCUCUGCACUACGCCGUGCUGGCUGACGACUACCUGACAGUCAAACUGCUGCUGGAUGCAGGUGCCAGCCCCCUGCAGAAGAAUGAAAUGGGACACACCCCCCUGGAUUACGCCCGUGAAGGGGAGGUCAUGAACCUUCUGAGAGCGUCAGAGGCGAAGUUCCAGGAGGAGCAGCGCAGGAGGGAGAUAGAGGAACGGCGAAGGUUCCCGCUGGAGCAGCGGCUCAAAGAGCACAUCAUCGGUCAGGAGAGCGCCAUAGCCACGGUGGGGGCAGCUAUUCGGAGGAAGGAAAAUGGCUGGUAUGAUGAGGAGCACCCGCUGGUCUUUCUUUUCUUGGGAUCAUCUGGAAUAGGUAAAACAGAGCUGGCCAAGCAAACAGCCAAGUACAUCCACAAGGACGUCAAAAAGGGUUUCAUCAGACUGGACAUGUCAGAGUUCCAGGAGAGGCACGAGGUGGCAAAGUUCAUCGGCUCACCACCCGGCUACGUGGGCCAUGAGGAGGGUGGGCAGCUCACCAAAAAGCUGAGGCAGUGCCCAAAUGCUGUGGUCCUCUUUGACGAGGUGGACAAAGCCCACCCAGAUGUGCUCACCAUCAUGCUGCAGCUGUUUGAUGAGGGCAGGCUGACAGAUGGGAAGGGGAAGACCAUUGACUGCAAGGAUGCCAUCUUCAUCAUGACCUCCAACGUGGCCAGCGAGGAGAUCGCACAGCACGCUCUGCAGCUCCGGCAGGAGGCCUUGGAGAUGAGCAAGAAAAGGAUCGUGGAAAACUUAGAGGAUGUCCAGAUGGCUGACAAGAUCACCAUCUCCAAGCAGUUCAAGGAGAAGGUUAUUCGCCCCAUUUUGAAGGCUCACUUCAGACGGGAUGAAUUCCUGGGGAGGAUCAAUGAAAUUGUCUAUUUUCUUCCUUUUUGCCACUCGGAGCUCAUCCAGCUGGUCAACAAGGAGCUCAGCUUUUGGGCCAGAAAGGCCAAGGCGAGGCACAACAUCACUCUGCUGUGGGACAGGGAGGUCAUGGACGUGCUGGCCGACGGCUACAACCUGCACUACGGCGCCCGCUCCAUCAAACACGAGGUGGAGCGUCGCGUGGUGAACCAGCUGGCAGCCGCCUACGAGCAGGACCUGCUGCCACACGGCUGCACUCUCAGGAUCACCGUGGAGGACUCAGACAAGCAGCUGCUGAAAAGCACAGAGAGCACGGAAAAAUCCAAGGUGCCAACCCUGCGGCUGGAGAUCGUGGAGAAGGACAGCAAGGCCCGGAAACUGGAGAUCCAGGCACCGCUGAACCCCGAAAACAUCACUUACUUCUUGUAGGCAGCACUGGGCACUCCCGGCGGCAAUAAAACACCCCAAGAGUCAGAGUGAGCGGUGUCAGAAAGGGCAGAGCCACAGUCCUGCCACCGCCAGGCACGGGCACGGACAUGGACACGGGCACAGACACAGACAUGGGCAGGAGCUGCCCCGGGGGGGCACCAAGGGCUCUCUGGGGGUGCAGCUGUGGGUGAUGAGGUGCCCUGGUGCCAUCAGGGGUGGGUCGGUGGAGGGUCCUGAGGUGUCACGGGGUGUUGGAGCUUUUUAAGGAAGGGGGAAGCGAUUGUGGACCAUGCAGGAGCCGGGAUGGAUUUGUCAUUCUCAUGGGAGGGGGCUCGCUGGGAUAGCUGGGCUGGCAAGGUGGGCACAGGGACCGAGUGUGAGUGUAAAAGCCACCAGGCUCCUGCUCUGUAUCGUCCCCAUUUCUCUUUAUUUGUGGCAAUAAACAUGCCAUGCACAUCC
Messenger RNA from Pseudopipra pipra, 2838 nucleotides. It is a transcript of the gene CLPB, whose product is annotated as ClpB family mitochondrial disaggregase. Bases 16 to 2379 code for a protein of 787 amino acids. Gene Ontology annotation, biological process: cellular response to heat. Gene Ontology annotation, molecular function: ATP hydrolysis activity; ATP binding; protein binding. Gene Ontology annotation, cellular component: mitochondrion; cytoplasm. The transcript is spliced from 16 exons. The record is from RefSeq and is a predicted model, not a curated record. Lineage: Eukaryota; Metazoa; Chordata; Aves; Passeriformes; Pipridae.